Diatraea saccharalis (sugarcane borer) is the source of this 834-nucleotide messenger RNA. Lineage: Eukaryota; Metazoa; Arthropoda; Insecta; Lepidoptera; Crambidae. The record is from the annotation of a GenBank genome assembly.
AAAAUAACCCAACCCAACUCGGAUACGUUCGUUUAUUUAGUUUUUUUUUUGUAAAAUAUGGCUGACGGGGUCCAAAUUUUAAGACGAAACUGCCCUGGAUCCAAAGCAAAGGAUUUCUGUAGAUGGCCAGAUGAACCUUUCGAGUUAAUGGAUGGUACCUUGGCCGUACCUCAGUAUAUACAACAAACUAUUCGUCGAGAUCCUUCUGAUCUUGAAGCAAUUCUUAAAAAACCAGAAGCUCAAGAAGAAGGAGUGUGGAAAUAUGAGCAUUUGAGACAAUUCUGUAUGGAGCUUAAUGGGUUGGCUGUGAGGCUGCAAACCGAGUGCAAACCUGAAACUUGUACUCAGAUGACAGCUACAGAGCAGUGGAUAUUUUUGUGUGCUGCCCACAAAACACCCAAAGAAUGUCCAGCAAUUGACUACACCAGGCAUACACUAGAUGGUGCUGCUUGUUUGCUCAACAGUAAUAAAUACUUUCCAAGCAGGGUUAAUAUAAAGGAAUCUUCUGUAACUAAAUUGGGCUCUGUAUGUAGGAGAGUAUACCGAAUAUUCUCCCAUGCAUACUUCCAUCACCGAUCAAUAUUUGAUGCAUUUGAAAAAGAAACUCAUUUAUGCAAGAGGUUUACAUAUUUUGUGACAAAAUAUUCUAUAAUUCCUAAAGAAAUUUUAAUAUUACCUAAACUUGAUGAUGAGAUUCUUACGUCACAACCUGUAGGGGAAUCUGAAGCUUGAAUUCAAAUUAUAAUGUUAGUUAUUAUUAUUCUGUAUUAAUGUGUGUGACAUGUAAGCAAUUUACAUAUUUAAUUAGUUCUAAUCUGUAAUAAAGCUUUUAUU